Pangasianodon hypophthalmus (striped catfish) is the source of this 1898-nucleotide messenger RNA. RefSeq names its product complement factor D (adipsin) (gene cfd). The record is from RefSeq and is a predicted model, not a curated record. Gene Ontology annotation, molecular function: serine-type endopeptidase activity. Gene Ontology annotation, biological process: proteolysis. The transcript is spliced from 5 exons. The coding region runs from base 99 to 851 and encodes 250 amino acids. NCBI's taxonomy places the organism in Eukaryota, Metazoa, Chordata, Actinopteri, Siluriformes, Pangasiidae.
GACCCUCUUGCCCACUCCCAGCUUAUAUAAAGCUAAGAGGCUAGACUAUAAACAUAUUCCAUCUCAAGAAGGCAGUGGACAGAAAGGAGUCGUUCAGGAUGGGUUCUCUACAAAUGAUCUUUGCUUCAGCUCUCUUCUAUGCAUUACUACUAACUGGCGAAUGCAUCACAGGAGGUAAUGAAGCUGCACCACACUCCCGUCCCUACAUGGCUUCACUGCAGCUGGAAGGCAAACACAAUUGUGGUGGGUUUCUGAUCUCCAGUCAGUGGGUUAUGAGUGCUGCACACUGUUUCCAGGAUGGCAAUAAUUAUAAGGUGGUGUUGGGUGCUCAUUCCCUAUCUCAGGCAGAGGACACAAAACAAACUUUUGAUAUGGCUGCUGUCUAUAACCAUCCUGAUUUCAAGAUUGAGAACUACGAUAAUGAUAUUGCCUUGGUCAAGCUAAAUCAGCCAGUCACAGAGUCUGAUGCAGUGAAGCCUCUGAAGUUCCAGAGAGCAGGAGGGAGUGAUCCUGGUACAGAUGCUGCUGUGGAAACUGCAGGGUGGGGCUCACUAAACAACCUGGGCAGCCGGCCAGACAAACUGCACGAGGUGACUGUUGCUGUUAUAAGGAGACAGUUCUGUGGUCGCAGUAACUCCUAUGGGGAAUCCUUUACGACAAAUAUGCUCUGUGCUGGCAAACCACGCAAGGACACCUGCGAUGGUGAUUCUGGUGGUCCUCUGAUCUAUAAGGGCAUUGCUGUGGGAAUAACCUCAAAUGGAGGGAGGAAAUGUGGUUCCACCAGGAAGCCUGGUCUCUACACCAUUAUAUCGCAUUAUGACGAUUGGAUCACCCGCACUAUGACCCAGUAACAAGUCUGCAGUCUGACUCACAAAAUGAGCAAAUCAUAUUAUUGCUUGUAGGCCCCAUCUUACUCUAACUUCGAGGCAUAUUAACUUUCAUCUCACCUAUCCAACUUAUCUACAGGCUUUAUUGUAGUGUGUGGUCUUUUGCUUGUUGUGAUGAACACUCUGAAGUCACACUGGUCACAGAGGUAUGCACCACUCUAGUCUUUCAGGGUGUGACAGGCAUAUUUGCUCUAGCUCACCAGUAUACAGUGCACAGUAUUCACAUUGUUCUUUUUGAAAGUUAAACAGUUAAUUUUGACAUGACUAAUAUUAUGUAUAAGUAUAAUGGGUUUAUUCAGAUUUUAUACCAGAAUUGGAAAUUUAUUGGUUAUGCUGCAAUACAACAGUAGAUUCCAGAUUACAUUCUUCUUGUAGCAUCAACUCUAAACAUUUUGCUAGCUCUCUUUUGGCAUAAACUUUAUGUUACAAAUGUGAAAUGACCCCUUCAUGGGCAUUUACCCCAUACACCAACAUACAUAGUUGUCUACAUCUUUGUAGACAUUCGUUUUCUAAAGUGUUUAUUAUGUUUUAAUAACGUGUCUUGUCUUGUAUUCUGAUUUAUAUAUGAGUUAUACAAUUAUGCUUGGGUAUUUUUAUAAUAAUUUUUUGAAAGGCCAUAACACUCCUAUCAAAAUAAAUGUUUACUAUGAAUUAGCAUUUUUUAAAUCAGGACAUACCUUUUUAUGUUGCAUUUGUAAGAUAUCAGGUCUGCCAAAUAACUAAAGAAAUAGGCAAAUACGAAAGGGAUAACCACAUGGAUAAGUGCAGCAAUAUAAGUAAAUGGCUUAAUACAUCAUGAAAUACACAUUAAUAAAUGUUUUAUUUUUAAUUAUUAUUACUAUAAUAAUACUACUUUAUAAUAAUAAUACUUUAUUAUUACCUGUUUUUGAUAUAUGCAUAUAUACUUUAUGCUAUGUACUUCUGUUUCUAUUUUCUUUUCCUUUGUAAAGUGCCUUGAGAGAUCUUUUUAAAGGUGCUAUAUAUAAAAUAAAGUUUUAUUAUUAUUAUAAA